AUGGCACUUGACACAGAAUUCGCACUCCUCAGCUCCCAACUUGCGAAGGCCGACAGCCAGGAAAUGGCGCACGAGAUUCACCUGCAACGGUGUCGAGUCCAGAGUCAAAAGGACAAGCUGUAUCUCAAGGAACUUAAACAACAACGGGAGGUCCAACAGGGUACCCAAGCAGGAAGCAUCUAUGAACAAACUCUCUUCCACUACCGCCAGCGAGCUAUGCCAGAGCGGGACCUCCUCACUCAGAUUUUGCCAACUAGGAUAACUAUACAAAGCUCAGCUGGGCUGGGCGCUAUGAAGGCACUAGAAACAAUCUGCAGCCAGUACCAUCUGGUUACCUAUCAAUCAGGCUUACGACCGGUCAACGGCAAGUGCAUGUGUGGUGAAUCAGUAGAUAGGUUUCACGCCCAUCGUCAAUGGCUACAUCUAUAUUGGUGCUAUCACAAGAGACUCAGUCAAAUGAGUGUAGACGAUUUUGCGGAGUUUUGCUUUGAGUGCGACAUGUGGUUUAACAAUCGCAACAAAUGGCGCCAGCACUGUGAAGAUCAUCUCAGCAAGCCUACUGAAUUGCUUCGCUGCGAUCUGAUAAUAUUCCGGAAUUGCCCGGUGAAGCCUGGUUACUGCCCUUUUUGUCUGGGUAACACAAGCCUAGGCCCGACCCAACAGAUGGAGCAAUAUCUGGAUAUGAGCAAGUGGUAUGGUCACGUUCAAUCUCACCUCAGCCACCAGAACUUAUCGGGCGAGUUUCACUGCCGGCACCCCGCAUGUACACAGGGAUACGGGUUGUUGAUUGAAUUGGCAUGUCAUCUUGAAGAUGUCCACUGCUACAAACCUCCUCGUGGAAAGAAGUGA
Messenger RNA from Aspergillus fischeri NRRL 181, 849 nucleotides. RefSeq lists its product as uncharacterized. The record is from RefSeq and is a predicted model, not a curated record. The transcript is spliced from 2 exons. Lineage: Eukaryota; Fungi; Ascomycota; Eurotiomycetes; Eurotiales; Aspergillaceae. Bases 1 to 849 code for a protein of 282 amino acids.